UUGGAGUUGCCUGCGUAAUUCCACCUUCCAUCUCGUUGCACUCGGAUUCGCAUACUUAUCUCUAUCGCCGUACUAGGGAAUCAUUCAAUUCACGAAUCUAUACAUUCGUCUCGAUCAUGCUGAACGCUAAAUCAUCGACAAGGUAGGCAUCGGCCGUGCAGAAUAUGGCAUUGCCUCUACCAGGAUCUCCUUCAUCAUCCUGGGCCAUGUUCCGUGGGCGGCUGAAGCUUGCUUUCAAGGGUGCAGAAACGAGAGUCUGCGUGGCUUUCUGGCUAUUUGGAUUGAUCAAUAACGUCCUCUAUGUGAUCAUUUUAUCUGCGGCACUCGAUCUGGUCGGACCAGAUGUUCCUAAAGGAGUCGUCCUUUUAGCCGAUGUCAUUCCCUCCUUCUUGACUAAGCUAUGUGCGCCCUACUUCAUCCAUACAAUACCGUACUCCGGUCGAAUCCUCAUCUUCGUGGCGUUGUCCGUGAUGGGCAUGCUGUUUAUUGCCCUUACCCCAGGCUACAGUGAUGGAGGAACAAUAACAGCCAAGAUGGCGGGAGUUAUGCUCGCUUCUCUGAGCAGUGGUGGCGGAGAACUAAGCUUCCUCGGAUUGGUACAUUAUUAUGGACCGUUCAGUCUCGCCGCUUGGGGGAGUGGAACAGGUGGUGCCGGGCUAAUAGGCGCAGGCGCAUAUGCGAUAGCCACUACGUCUUUGGGACUCGGUGUCCGGACGACACUGCUGGCCUCUGCCUGCCUGCCGGUCGUGAUGUUGAUCAGCUUCUUUCUGAUCCUCCCACUUGGACCGCUCCGAACACAUACCAAGAAGCACCAAGACAGUCUGAUUGAAGACGUGGAGAAUGAGGACAUUGAACAAGAACAGAGACAAGGACUUCUGUCAACACCUGAUGGAACCAAACCGGCAUUCACUUCAAAACAUGGCCGUCCUUCGGUUUGGGUAGCGUUCAAACACAACUUGAGACGAGCCCGAGGCCUCUUCUUCCCUUACAUGCUGCCAUUGCUGCUUGUGUAUGUGGCAGAAUACACCAUCAACCAGGGCGUAGCACCGACGCUCCUGUUUCCCUUGAAAGAAUCUCCGUUCAAGCACUUCCGGGCAUUCUAUCCGACUUACAAUGCAAUCUACCAGGCAGGGGUUUUUAUAUCGAGAUCUUCGACACCGUUUCUGCGAAUCCACAACCUUUACCUACCUUCAUUCUUGCAGGUGGCCAAUCUGGUCUUGUUAGCAUCGCACGCAAUCUUCAACUUCGUUCCAAACGUCUACAUUAUCUUCGCUAUCAUAUUUUGGGAAGGGCUAUUGGGUGGAGUGGUCUAUGUCAAUACUUUUGCAGAAAUCAGUGACAACGUCCUCAAGGAAGACCGCGAGUUUUCGCUAUCGGCGACGACAGUGAGCGACUCAGGCGGUAUAUGUAUUGCUGGUUUCAUAAGUAUGGGAUUCGAGGUUUGGCUAUGCAAUUGGCAGGUCCGUCAUGGGAGGAAUUAUUGUAAGAAAUUGUGACGGGAGUUAUAGGUACGACCUCUCUUUGGUCAUCUGGUCUGCAAGUUGUCGAAGGAUCGUGUCAACACUUGUUGAGACCGUGUCCACCACGGAUAGAAGCAUGCAGGCAUGGCUGUCUCAAUUUGAAACUGACAGAUGCUGGUCAAUUGACGGCUACCGGAAAUGGAGCUUCGCUGACCGAAGGCAUGCUUAUCAUGCAUAUUGUGAUGAAGCAAUGGAAUUCGGUGACUUGCCCGAUGCUAUAUGUCUUUUUUGGGCGACAUGUGUCAAUGUAUCAGUAGCGGGAAUGACAGUGCCUUUGAUAAAAGCGG
Molecule: messenger RNA, 1807 nt
Organism: Exophiala xenobiotica
Lineage: Eukaryota; Fungi; Ascomycota; Eurotiomycetes; Chaetothyriales; Herpotrichiellaceae
Product: protein btn1
Exons: 2
Coding region: 165-1496 (443 amino acids)
Biological process (GO): regulation of intracellular pH
Cellular component (GO): vacuole; membrane
Source: RefSeq, a predicted model, not a curated record